Molecule: messenger RNA, 2388 nt
Organism: Cucurbita moschata (crookneck pumpkin)
Lineage: Eukaryota; Viridiplantae; Streptophyta; Magnoliopsida; Cucurbitales; Cucurbitaceae
Exons: 9
Coding region: 233-2224 (663 amino acids)
Biological process (GO): lipid catabolic process
Source: RefSeq, a predicted model, not a curated record
UUGAGAUAUUUUUGUUACGAAACUAAGAAAGUGCCAAUUUUUGCUUCCUCACGAAUCAAUUUAGAACUGCUGAGGAGAAGCAGCCAUCGAAACCCCUAAACCUUAAUUCUUCACAGCAUAAACUUGCAAAUCGUUGCCGAGGCCUAUUAUUUUCUUUGAACACCCACAGAGACGCAAAGAUUUCGAUUCUGGCACAAGCCAAUACACUUGCCAACUCCGGGAAUACAAGUUCAUGGCAACUGCAACUAUGGCCACGGCUGCUGGUGCAGCUGCACUUCUAUAUUAUACAUUGAACCGUAAGUUGCACUCAAGUAGAGAUCAAGAUGAUAGUGAUGUAGCUGGUAAUGAUGCUUCCAGUCAUGCUCUUCUGGGAGGUGAUCGAGUUUCUCAUAGACUAGUUCAAGCUCCUGCUACAUGGCUCGAAACAAUUUCAACAUUAUCAGAGACACUUAGGUUUACGUACUCGGAGACUCUUGGAAAGUGGCCCAUUGGGGAUUUGGCAUUUGGAAUUAAUUUUCUCUUAAAGAGACAGGGAAACUUACAUGUAAGCGGUGUAUUUGGCAAUGAAGACAGUAGUCAGCUUAAGGGAGCUGAAAUGAUUAGUGAGCUGAAGUACCUCUUGCACUUAUUGACUUUGUGUUGGCACUUCUCAAAAAAACCAUUUCCGCUGUUUCUAGAAGAAACUGGUUUUUCCGAGGAAAAUGUUCUCCUUCAGGAACCAAAGGCAGGAAUUUUAAAGCCUGCUUUUACCAUUAUAGUUGACCAUAAUACAAAGUGUAUUCUCCUGUUAAUUCGUGGAACACACAGUAUCAAAGACACUCUUACGGCUGCCACUGGAGCUGUGGUGCCAUUCCAUCAUAGUGUUGUGCAUGAGGGAGGGGUUAGCAAUUUGGUUUUAGGAUAUGCGCAUUGUGGAAUGGUUGCAGCUGCUCGUUGGAUUGCAAAGCUAUCUACUCCUUGUCUUUUGAGUGCACUUGGUCAAUAUUCUGGUUAUAAUAUUAAGGUUGUUGGGCACUCUUUGGGUGGAGGAACUGCUGCACUUCUAACUUAUAUCUUAAGAGAGCAGAAGGAAUUAUCCGUUACUUCUUGUGUGACAUUUGCCCCAGCUGCUUGUAUGACGUGGGAACUAGCAGAAUCGGGCAAUGAAUUUAUCACUUCUGUUAUUAAUGGAGCUGAUUUGGUGCCCACCUUCUCAGCUGCUUCAGUAGAUGAUUUGCGUGCUGAGGUGACUGCUUCUGCUUGGGUAAAUGAUCUGAGAAAUCAAAUUGAGCGCACUCGAAUUCUUAGCACUGUUUACCGUUCUGCUUCGGCAUUGGGAUCCCGUCUCCCAUCCAUAGCCAGUGCAAGAGCAAAAGUUGCUGGUGCAGGGGCCAUUCUGAAACCAGUCUCUAGUGGUACACAGGUUGUGAUGAAGAGAGCACAGAGCAUGGCUCAGGCAGCAUGGACACGACCCUCCCUCCAUUUAUCAUCGUGGUCAUGCAUAGGCCCACGUCGUAGAGCCAUGACUUCUCACUCGACGGCUGAAGAAAAUGGAAGUUCUCCAAAAUCAUCUCCAAGAAAAAUGGAAUCUUUUGAGCCGCUUAGAUCAUCCCCUCAAGAAAUUGUUGAAGCUACCGAACUUCCGGAAUCUUCAACUACAACAAUACAAUGGACUAAUGAAAUUGAAUGUUCUUAUUCUGAGGAGAUAAAUCCCGAUGGCAUGAGAGAUGAGCUUGACGAUGAUGAUCAGGCCCUCAUGAGUCAUAUUCAGGAUGAACAAAUUACGGAAGUAGAGUUAUGGCAACAACUUGAGCAUGAACUACACGAUAGGAGUGAGGCUGAUGUUGCCAAGGAAAUAAGGGAAGAAGAAGCUGCUGCUAUGGCAGAAGUAGGACAAUCUGAUAGCUUUACUUCUGGAAUGAAGGAAGCACACAGAUUUUUUCCUGCUGGGAAGAUCAUGCACAUUAUCGAAAUCGAAACUCAAUCAGAUGCUCCUGAUUGUGAAAGUGAUAGCAGCUCCAGAUCCAGCACCUCAGACAGUAGCCCACAGGCGCAGUCUAGGACUGGUAUUUUCCUUACGUCAAGAUCACUGUAUAGCAAACUCAGAUUGUCUCAGACAAUGAUAAGUGACCACUACAUGCCAGCUUAUAGAAGACAGAUAGAAAAGUUAGUUAAAGAACUGGAGAAAGAAGAAUGUUGUAAUCGUGGAAUGGAGAGAACAGGCUUUGCGUCCCCAAUGACUUAGAAACGUAUUGUCUUAAUACGAAAAGUCCUCCACUGCUAUUGGUUGAAUGAGGUAAUUACUUUUUGGCACUGCUCAAUAUCCUUUGGGUGUAAUACGAAUGGCAAUGGAUUCAGCUCAAGCUGCUUUCAGAAUGUUAUCAUUCUCGAUGCAAAGAUGUCUCAGUA